This is a messenger RNA of Ectocarpus siliculosus, 1914 nucleotides long. The record is from the annotation of a GenBank genome assembly. Lineage: Eukaryota; Phaeophyceae; Ectocarpales; Ectocarpaceae.
AUGAACGGGAGGGACACCGUGGACUGCGGCAGACGCACCGUCGUAGCCACGCUCACGAGGGCGCUGCUCAGGUCCUGGGAAGGUUCGACUACCGUGGGCAGGGAGUUGUUCGACCAAAGCGUCCUCAAAACCCCAGACCGCUCAGGUCCGGUGGGCCUCGGGUUGGAAGUCCUGCUGCAGUGCCUUGUGCAAGAUGACGGGGACUUCGGCCAGCUGGAAAUGGCCGUCGAAGCAGAGGAGGACACCGCCCCCUCGCAAGCAAGCUCAUCCUCCGAGGGCAGCCGCGAUUCAGAUUCGGAUGCCGCGCCUCCGCCUCCCUCCAGCCGCAACCGCCGCCGCCGGACUGCUGAUGCCACCGCCUCCUUCGCUGCCCUAUCUCCGGAGGAUGAGACGCGCGCUUGUGUGACCAUCAUCGGCAACUACGUCCGGGCCGACCCGGACACCUCCGGCGCGUUCUUCAGGGAUGUCAUCCCGAAGGUGUUGCUGAUGGGGAUGGGGGGUGGUCGGCGGGGACAGAGCGGCGGCUCGCGGAGAGUUCCCCGGAGGCUUGCGGCGCUCCUGAGGAGCUUGGUGCGCACAACCAGGUGUCGCAACUCCUUCAACAUGGAAAGGAUGAUCGUUCACACGGUGAAGGAAGUCAAGGCCUGGGGUGAUCCCUCCGUCGUGCUGCUGUCUUCCUCAGCCUCUAUCGACGAUCCAGACGACGACGACGACGACGAGGACGACAACGAAGUAUCUUCUCUAGGCGAUGAUGUCGUGAUGGGAGGCACAGCGACAGUGGACAGGGCGAGAGCGAGGAGUAAGGGCAAGGGAAAGAAGGACGGACGCGGGAGCAACGCUGGGAACGACAAGCUGCGUCGCCGAGGGCUUGUGUUGGCCUGCAUCGACAUCCUCGGUCACACUUCAUCGUGCUUGUCGCUCAUCAGGCAGGAGAUGGUGGAAGGGGAGGCCAAGGCUAGCCUCCGAUCGGCCGUCGCUGAUGGCCUCCUCGAGUACCGCAGAACUUGCAGCUCGUCAGACACCCACGGUGUGCAGACGGUGCUACUCGGGGUGCUGUCGGCUCUCGCCCUGGACGGUGUCGUCGCCGUCAGACUCUCCGCCCUCGCCGCCAUAGGAGAGGCCUUGGGUCCUAUUAAACGUUUCGCCUCCGUUUUCCAGGGCUGCUCGUCGGACUGCGUGCCAGCGGUGUCCUUGCUCCUGGAGAGGUGCCUCGACGCAGCCCCAAAGGUUCGGGCGCUUGCUCUGCGGCUCCUAGUGGACGAGUUCAGGGUGGGCAUCGGAGCCGUAGGUGCCUCGCUAGCGAGGGCCGUCCUGUCCCCGUCGCCUGCAGCAGACGGAAGCGGUAGCACCGUCGGCACGUCAAGGGGGGCGCCCGAUUCUAGAGAAUGGCCCCGGGGGAAUCGCAGUCCCGAUGUCUGGGAAGGAGGGCUGCAAGAAGGGGAGAACGGCGUUGCGCUUCUUGGAGAGCUGAUGCGGCACCACCAGACGCUGGAAGAAACGGAUAGCGAGAGGUUCCCGUUGCUGCUGAGGGGUCUAGUAGAGGCCGUUCUCCGCGGCGAAAGCCUCCCCCCUCGUCCCUCUGACGCCACCGGUGGCAACGACGACGGCAACAACACCACCAAAGGUGAAGGGCGCGAUGUCGCUGACGCCAACAACGCUCUCGGCGACGGCACGGGUGGCAACAGCGGCGGCGGCGUCAACCUUUACGGCGACGGCGCGGCCGGUGGCGCGGCCACUACCACCGGUGCGAAAGACUCUCUCCUUGACCCGUGGUCCGAAGGCGGCGGCAUCGCAUGGGCCGACCUUGCGGCCCCCGCCGCCCGCCUCUGUGCAGCGUGCCGCCCCUUGGGUCCCGCUCAGCUCGAUGUGCUCGAUCGGGUCCUCGGAGACAUUUUUCAACGUCGUGGUGGAUAG